Diachasma alloeum is the source of this 4711-nucleotide messenger RNA. RefSeq names its product E3 ubiquitin-protein ligase HECW2 (gene Hecw). NCBI's taxonomy places the organism in Eukaryota, Metazoa, Arthropoda, Insecta, Hymenoptera, Braconidae. The record is from RefSeq and is a predicted model, not a curated record. Gene Ontology annotation, molecular function: ubiquitin-protein transferase activity; protein binding. Gene Ontology annotation, biological process: regulation of dendrite morphogenesis. The coding region runs from base 257 to 3931 and encodes 1224 amino acids. The transcript has 3 exons.
CUCCUCUAUCCGUUGUGUCAAACACUUAUCCCCCGAAAUUCGUGUAGUUGCUUAGCGAAAAAUAAUCUCCAAAAACAACUCCAUAACAAUAUGAUAAUGAAGGGUAACCCGUGCCAUACUAGUGAUGAUGGUGAAUGAAUGAAGUGGAUACAACAACUGGGACAAAAUGAUCAGCGUAAAGGCACUUACUCCAGUCAUUGGGGUCAACCCAAUCCUCUAGCAAUGAAUUAAGCACCCCAGCCGACCUCCCGAUGAGAUGGAAAUGAAGCCAAAUCAGGAGAUUUGCAACAAAACUUCAGAAUCAUUGGAAAAUCAUGCAAGCAUGGUUCUCAGUAAGUCAUCAUCCCACACUAAUGAAAAUGGCAUAUCAGAAAGUCACCAGUCGACCUCUGAUGCAUUUCCAGCUCUGACUAAUUCAUCAAAUAAUCGAGGUUCGACUGAGCAAUUAUCCAAAUCCAAUAAACAAACCGAGACAUCGGACAUUCAAAACACCACCGAAAAUAUUAAUAAGAAUUCAUCAGUCCCAUCAGAAGAGCGAUAUCAUAAUGGCACACAAAGUUCAUCCCCCCAGGACACCGAUAACGACAAGAGCACUGAAUCAAAUGACUCAUCAAAUAACGAAACAAUGGAAAAAAAAAUCAUGCAGGAAUCACUAGAUAAUGUAGAGGUAUCUCCAAGCUACUCGCAGUCAUUUUCAUGCGUCAAAGAGCCUCACCGUAAAAACAUGAUCAGAAAAAAAGAAUUUUUGAAGAGUAAUCGUCAGUCGCACAGUUCAGAGAAGCCAUCUAAACCAUCGAGCAACCACAACAGCUUCUUCCCCGAAGAGGAUUCCAAUAACUCGGACGAGGCUAGUGGUACGAACGAUCAGAAGCAGCAGCAGCAACAGCAGCAGCAAUUGAGCACAGAUGUCUCAGAGGAUGGAGCAGCAGCGAUAGCAGAGGACACUCAGUCCUUAUCCCUCCUUCCUUCCACUUCCUCGAAGGAUUCAUCUGUAGGACUGCCUCAGUCUGAUAGCCUCGAUGGUGCAGUGAAAAUUGAUCUGAAGAAACCCUUCAAACUUCCCAGUUUAGUAAACCUCUUCGAAGCAGCAGAGGCAGCCCAGAGAAUUGAGCUCGAGGGCAGUGCAUCAGCCCUGAUGGAGCCAUCGAGUUCGAAUUCUCGAGAGAUGGAGGAGGAAGAAGACGCCCAGGGGCUGGACCUAGAACCUCGUAGGUCGUACAGCAGUGAAGGUAGUAAUUCGGAUACAGAGCCUCGUAAAGACCCAUCCAGCAAGAAACAACGAAGUCUCAAUGGAAAUGGACCACAAGUUGAGUAUUACCAGUUAUGGAGGAGUACAGGAGGUGGAGAGUCGUCAGCAUCAUCAGGAGCACCUUUCGACAGUCUCUAUCCAAAUCCCCCACCAUUGCCCCCUCGAGCUGUCCACAAACCCCUGCACAGGAGCAAUGCCCUUCACUCCCACAAACACCUGACGACAGGUCACCCCUGUCGCCCAGAGGACUGUUUUGGUUUUGAAAUUGUUGACGUGGAUGAGGCAGUAGGAUUGAAGCCUCGAACAGCUGUGACUAAGAGCAUCGCUCUGCUCAGUUCUCCAAGGACUCACAGACCUUUGACGAGGCCAGGGGUGGCAGGAGCGAGUAGCAGUGGGACUGGGACUGGGACUGGAUCAUCUCAAUCCGAGUGCCCACCAACUCCCACCCAUCGUCCAAAACCACUGAGGCCUUUGCCAAUGUGCUCUUCAACUGCUAAUUCUUCUCUAACGAAUGAAGAACCCCUUCCACCGUCCUGGGAAGCUAGAAUCGAUAGCCAUGGACGAGUAUUUUAUAUUGAUCAUAUUAAUCGUACGACCACUUGGCAGAGACCAGGACAAUCAUCAAGGAACACUGGAUGUGAGAUGAGACGGCAACAGUUGGAUAGAAGAUACCAGAGUGUGAGGAGAACAAUAUCUCGACCAGAUAACAUGGAUCGAAUCGAGAGAGAAGGUGCUCAGGGUGAGAACAGUGAACGGCGGACGUCCGAUCGACCGGAGAGACCGAGUGAUCCUCAGGCUAAUCCAGAGCCUUUUGAUAUAUCCACUAUUCCACCAAUUUUAUUCCUCUCCCGGCCAGACUUCUUCAACGUUCUUCACACAAAUUUAGAUGCAAUGGAACUGUACAAUAGAAAUCCAAGCUUGAAGCACAUGAUAAGUAGAAUCCGAAGAGAUCCCCUCGUUUUCCCGAGGUACGAGCACAACAGAGAUCUCGUAGCUCUGAUCAACUUCUUCGCUGACAUAAGUAAAGAGUUACCCCGGGGGUAUGAAUCAAAAUUCGACAGGACUGGUAAAAGAUUCUUCAUAAGUCAUGCUAGAAAAGCAACUUCGUUCAUUGACCCUAGAUUACCAACCGAAGCAGCUCAUCCUAGAACUCUGUUGGACGAAGCCCCCAUCCCCCCACCGAGACCCCAACAGUCCGGAGUGACAACCACCCCCGAUAUACCUGUAGCCUACAACGACAAAGUUGUUGCCUUCCUCCGCCAGCCAAAUAUCAUGGAUAUUCUUAAAGAACGACAUGCGCCACUCGGCCAAAAUAUAGCCCUCCGUGAAAAAGUCAAUACGAUACGAGUGGAAGGUGCUACAGCCCUGCAACGAUUGGGCCACGAUGUGCCUCUGGCACUGCUGUUGAGUCUCUUCGAGCAGGAAAUAAUGUCCUAUGUACCCGGAAAUAUUGGACGUUCGCCAAUUGGCAGUCCGCAUGCAUCGCCUGGAUUGACGAGGGCCUCUGCACGUGCGCCAGCACCUUAUAGAAGAGAUUUCGAGGCGAAACUCAGGACUUUUUACAGAAAAUUGGAAAGCAAGGGAUUCGGCCAGGGUCCUGGCAAACUUAAACUCCACAUUCGACGGGAGCACUUGCUCGAGGAUGCCUUCACUAGAAUCAUGGCGGCUUCUAAGAAGGAUUUACAAAAGGGAAAACUCGUGGUGAUAUUCGAUCAUGAGGAGGGCUUGGACUACGGUGGUCCUUCCAGGGAGUUUUUCUUUCAUUUAUCUCGAGAGCUAUUCAAUCCUUAUUACGGCCUGUUCGAGUAUUCUGCUAAUGAUACUUAUACAGUUCAGGUCUCGCCGAUGUCGGCUUUUGUCGACAAUUAUCACGACUGGUUCAGAUUCUCUGGAAGAGUUUUGGGAUUAGCUCUAGUUCAUCAGUAUUUACUCGAUGCAUUCUUCACUAGACCGUUUUACAAAGCUCUACUGAGAUUACCAGCUAGUCUCAGUGAUCUCGAGAGUCUCGAUCAGGAGUUCCAUCAGAGUCUCAUGUGGAUCAAGGAACGAGACAUCAGUAUUGAACCCCUGGAAUUGACUUUUUCAGUUACUGAGGAGCUCCUGGGGCGAGUCGCCGAGCGGGAACUAAAGCCUGGAGGACGUAAUAUUGCAGUAACUGAGAAGAAUAAGAAAGAGUAUCUAGAGAGAGUCGUCAGGUGGAGACUGGAACGUGGGGUUUCCGAGCAAACUGAAUCGCUCGUGCGAGGCUUCUACGAAGUCGUCGAUCCUCGACUGGUCUCGGUUUUUGAUGCACGUGAAUUGGAACUUGUGAUCGCUGGUGCUGCUGAGAUUGAUUUGAUCGACUGGAGGGCACACACUGAGUACAGGAGUGGCUAUCAUGAUGGCCAUCCAGUCGUCGAGUGGUUCUGGAGUAGUAUAAGUCGAUUCACCAAUGAACAACGACUCAGGCUUCUUCAAUUUGUCACUGGGACGUCGAGCAUUCCAUAUGAGGGAUUCGCAGCGUUGAGGGGAUCGACGGGACCAAGAAGAUUCUGCAUUGAGAAGUGGGGGAGACCAAAUAGUUUACCGAGGGCUCACACGUGUUUCAAUAGAUUGGACUUACCGCCUUAUCCAACCCCCGAAAUUUUGUACGAAAAAUUAUUACUGGCGGUCGAGGAAACAAACACCUUCGGUAUCGAGUAAUUUCAUUCACUUACGCUGUUAAAAAAUUAAGAGAAUUUUAAACGUCCACUUUUAUUCCUAUACUUAAAGGAUAAAAAAUGCAUGUGAUACUGAGCGUAUCGCAAGGAUUCAGUGAUAUCGAUAACAAAUUUUUAAGCUAGUGUAACAAAUUGUAAAUAAUUGAGAGGCGGGAUCAUUGGCUUUUUGCUUUCACUGCAUCAUGAGAGAAGAUUUUUAAUUUAUUUUUCGAAGCGGAUAGACGUUGUUUAUUUAUUCCCACAUACGAUUUCUAUUUAUUACGCACAUAUUUAAUAAACAUCCGUGAUGUAUCUGAAUGUUCAGAUGGAGUAGGAAAAACGGGUCGGUAAAUGUAUACGUUUUGCAAUACGAAAUAUCAACUCAAAGUCGCAUUAUUUGCUCACAAAAUGCAUCGAUGUUUAAUUCAACUAUUUCCUAAGAAAAUAUUAAUAUAGGCAGUUUCAGGGAAUCGUAAUUUCGUAUGCAUUAUAUUGUAUAUUAUAAUAAUACCGGAUAGUACAUUCAAAGGCUGAAAAUAAUUGUUGAGGUACUCCAACGUGUUCCAUCCGAAUAAUUUGUGGUUCGCGGUUGAAAUUACAACAACGAAUUAAUUAAGCUUCAUCGUGCUUAGUUUGUUUUUAAUACAAAAAUCGAAAAAUACUCGCUAGUAAAUAAAUGAACUACCGAGUGAGUUCAUCGCAGUGUUAUUUUUCGUCCAGAGCAAGCACAAUAUUUACAUAGUGAAUAGUGCCGAAGCACUUUGCUAUUUAUAAAAAAAAAAAA